Molecule: messenger RNA, 693 nt
Organism: Kalmanozyma brasiliensis GHG001
Lineage: Eukaryota; Fungi; Basidiomycota; Ustilaginomycetes; Ustilaginales
Exons: 1
Coding region: 1-693 (230 amino acids)
Source: RefSeq, a predicted model, not a curated record
AUGGCAUCCACAUCCUCCGCCAACGGCGCCGUUGCGGCCCAAACCGGACCCACCCUCCCCCCCAAUGCAUCUCGCCUCCCGCAAACCGCUCAACUAGACGCGCUCCUCACCAUCAUCCGAGACGCCUCUACUCCACGAUCCGACUUCAUCUUCUACUCGGACCGCAUCAUCCGGCUUCUGGUCGAGGAAGGGUUGAACCACCUCCCCACGGUUCCGCAGACGGUGAUGACGCCGACGGGCUUUUCGUACUCUGGCGUUUCGUUCCAGGGUCGGAUCUGUGGUGUGUCGAUCCUGCGUGCAGGCGAGGCGAUGGAGGCUGGACUGCGAGAAUGCUGUCGCAGCGUGAGGAUUGGGAAGAUCCUCAUCCAACGCGACGAGGAGACGGCCAAACCCAAGCUGUUCUACGCCAAAUUGCCCGAGGACAUUGCAGAGAGAUGGGUGCUGCUGCUCGAUCCCAUGCUGGCAACGGGAGGCAGCGCAAUCAAGGCCAUCGAGGUGUUGAUCGAAAACGGCGUCAAGGCGGAACAGAUUCUGUUUUUGAACUUGAUCGCCAGCCCAGAAGGGUUGGCCAACAUGUACAGCAAGUUCCCCCAGGUCAAGGUCAUCAGUGCGUGGGUGGACGAGAGGCUGGACGAGAAGAGCUAUAUUAUUCCCGGGCUGGGAGACUAUGGCGACCGUUACUACAGCGGGUAG